UAUGAGUACAUAUCAUGCAUAAAAAUGUAUUUGCUUUUUGCUUUCAUUUAGAGAUAGUAAGUAAAAGAUAUAAGACUUUGUAAGGAAUUGUGGAAAAGUAAUAUUUAAUAGAGAAAGCAACAGAUUAUUUUACGCAAUGGGUUUUACAAUAUAUCUAAUCAUAUUGAUGGAAAUUAGAAUAAAUUAUGCAAACAUAAAAUGGCUGGGCGUCGAUCAGUUCCCAUCAAGUUCAUCUUGGUCUCAAAAUAACGUAUGUCGCAAAAACUUUGGAUUCAAUGGCAGACAAGUUAGCUUUUGUCGAUCGAACUUUGAAUGGAUGUCUUUGACAAAAGCUUCGACAGCUGACACAAAAGAGGAGUGCAAAGACAUGCUAAAAGACAGAAGGUGGAACUGUCAAAGUGUAAACAAAGCUCCAGAAUAUGACGAUGAUUUGAAAAAAGAUACAAAAGAAUCAGCGUUGUUACAUUCUUUGGCAGCUUCUUCACUAGCAUUAUCUAUCGCCCGUGGUUGUAUGGCCGGAAAACUUGAUAAAUGUUCCUGUUUUCAAACAACACGUCAAUUUUCAUUUCCUUCUGAAAUGAUUGAUCCAAGAAAUCUUAGCAAUAUUGACAACAUGGUUGGAUGUAAAGACAUUACUCGAGUAGGAGUUGAAUUUGCUAACUUGUUUAUGAAGCUAGGUUUUAGAGAAAAAGCUACCAAUGAAAUCCAAGAAAAGUCUUACACCAUACGAAAGCAUAACAUUGAUCUUGGGCUUAAGGAGUUAGCUCAAGGAGAGGAAAUUGCUUGUAUUUGCAAUGGGGCAACAGCUGGCUGCACCACAAAGUAUUGUCAUCGAAGGCUUAAGGAAUAUCCCGUGAUUUCUAAGAUUCUUUUAAAAAAGUAUGAUGAAGCUGCAUUUGCUAAACUAAAACGAUUACCCGUAAAUGACGUAAAAGAAGACGUUAAAAAUACAUUUCAGAUACCCUUCUCUCAAUCAGAAAAGCUUCUUUAUCUAGAUGAAGGCCCUGAUCAGUGUAAAAUUGUAAACGGAUUUCAUAAAUCCUCCAGAAGGCAGUGUGUCCUUGACGAUGCACAGCCUAAUAGUUGUUCAAAACUAUGUUGUUAUGGAUACCGUGAAAAGGUAAUUGAAAUAAUUUCAGAAUGCAAUUGCAAGUUUGUGUACUGUUGCAGGGUGGAAUGCGACAAAUGUAAAAGUAUGAAAAAGGUUUACGAAUGCGUCUGAAUAAAAUGUAAAAAUUGGCAUGUAAACCGAAAAAAUAAAGCAUCAGUUUACAAAAAAUAAUUGGCACCAUCUUUAAUACUCCCUGUUAGCUGACUGAUAAGCAAAAAAGGUGACGCAAAAUAAAUAUCAGCUUUUGUGAGACACCGUAAAAUUAAUAAUCCAAAAGAGGUCAAACUUAUUUAAUAGGUUUUAAUCUAUUUUUUAGUUUAAAUUUGCUUUUCGUAUGAGAAGGUUAACCAUGGGCUGCCUAAAUGUUGCUUAAAUGUUGCUUGUUGGUAAAAACAUAAAGCUGAAAAAUAGAGUUUGUCGCAACACGUUUUCAGAUUUGUAUACAAGUUGCAAUAGAAUUUGCCCAUAAAUGUGCAUUUUCAUAAAUAGUUUUAUAUUUGCAAGUUGUAAACACUUUUUUUUUGAUAUAGUUUAUAUAUUUUAUUUUGUUAUUAACUUAUGUUAUAAAUAUAAUGUUAUAUAAAUUUAUUUAUAUUGCAGCCAUUUUGAAAUUUGUAAAUAAUCUUAUUUAUUUAUCGUGCACUUAUUAACUUGAAAACGGAGUUAAAAAUGUUCGA
Hydra vulgaris (swiftwater hydra) is the source of this 1788-nucleotide messenger RNA. It is a transcript of the gene hywnt11, whose product is annotated as secreted signaling factor Wnt11. Gene Ontology annotation, biological process: neuron differentiation; cell fate commitment; multicellular organism development. Gene Ontology annotation, cellular component: extracellular region. Gene Ontology annotation, molecular function: frizzled binding; cytokine activity. The record is from RefSeq and is a predicted model, not a curated record. Lineage: Eukaryota; Metazoa; Cnidaria; Hydrozoa; Anthoathecata; Hydridae.